AUGAAAUUCCUUACAUAUGCAUUGUUUAUACUGCACUUAAAUCUAUGUCAGCCAAAGGAAAGAUAUAAUCCUGUCAACGAUUUCUUAUUGCACGAAGCCGGCGGGCCUGUUUCGCCUUACAAUAAGGAUAGUAACUCUCAGUUCCCUAGUCUAAAGCCUGUUACGCCUUUACCAAAUCUUUCAAGUGCAGUUAUCACGCAGAAGCCACCAACAUCCGUCCCUAAUAACAAAAGGGAUUAUGUUGCACAGUUUCCUGCUCUCAAACCAGUUGCCCCAACUGCUGGGGUCACUCAGAAGCCCACAAUCAGCACGCAGACGACAGCAAAAAGGGACUAUGUAGCUCCUCAGUACCCCACUCUAAAACCAAUCAGCAACCCGAGUUUCGGAACAACGCCAAAGGUCUCGACGCAACCAAAAAGAGAUUACGUGAAUCCCAACCGACAAAACAACCAGCCGGGAAAAGUUAAGGACUUAAUAAAUUUCUAUGACAACAAAAAUCAAGGGAGUCCCGAUCUUCCUAAAGUACCGAGUUAUAGUACGAUUUUAAAAGGUUCGACGAAUAACCCACAACCAAUUACACCAGCACCAUCGCGACCGAAUACGCCAACUAAACCAACAUACAGUACCGUGUCUGGCCCUAAAUCUACUAAACUACCAAAUGUUAAUACUAAUGGAAAACCCAAUACAUUGCCCAGUUCUAUUUUAAAUAAUAAAAAUGUAGGAAGUAGUGGAGGUGGUACAAGUGAUUCAGAAUUACAAGCGUUAUCCGAGGAAUUGCUCAAAAAGGACGUCAAUAAUGCAGCGAAAUUUGUCACUGUGAAUUACCAAGAAAAGACGACAUCACAAGCAACAGACGACAAAGCUCCUAAACCAUUGCUUACUAUAUCACCUGAAGUAUGGAAUAUACCGACGAUUCAAAAAUUUGUACCACUUUUGGACAAUUACGAAAGAGACGCUACUAUCAAUGAAUAUGUCACUGCGCAGGAACGAAACGAAGAAAACGCAUUCAUGGAUGCAGUUAUGUCAACAUCAGUUAUUCGUCACUUGCUGAACUUUUUCAAAGACAAAGGAUAUGUUACUCAAGACCCACGUCAACAACGAGACUUUCUCAAGCAAAUAUGGUUCGGAUUGUAUUCUAGAGGUCGAGGGAAAAUCAGCAGCUCUGGAUUUGAACAUAUAUUUGUUUCUGAGCUGAAAAAUGAACAGAUUUCAGGAUUGCACAACUGGAUUUACUUUUCCAAAGAAGAAGCAGCCAAUCGUGCUAAUUAUUUGGGAUAUUUGAAAUACACCAACCUAGGAGAUAAAGGAGCCGUUUUGAAAUUGCACUUUAAUCAACAAGGUGUGACGAAGCCAGUAGGAACCAUGUUCAUUGGGACAUCUCCUGAGUUAGAGAUGGCGCUGUAUACUUUGUGUUAUGUAACGCGGGUAGAAAAGGAUUGUAAACUAAAACUCGGAGGAAGCGACGUAGACAUUCAAAAAAAAUUGCCCCAAGACGUGAACCCUCAAGGUGUUUUCGCUUGUAAUGAGCUUGAUUUAUCGGAGGUAAAAGUGUAUGGGUUUGAUUAUGAUUACACGCUAGCCCACUAUAAGCCCAGUUUGGAGCACCUGCUGUACAAUUUGGGUAGAGACAUGCUACUUGAGAAGUAUAAGUACCCUGCAGGAAUAGCAAAGUUAGAAUAUAAACCAGAUUUUGCAGUCCGUGGAUUACACUAUGACAUUGAAAAGGGGCUGCUUUUAAAGUUGGAUUCAUUCUUGCAAAUACAAUUUGGAGCAGUCUAUAGAGGCUUGACUCCUGUCCCCACCGAUGAAGUCCUUAAAAUAUAUAAAAAUAGGAUUAUACCUAUUGCAUAUGUGGAAGGUGAUACCAGGGCACAUAAGACAAACAUGGCGAAGAUGGUCCACCUAGCAGAUCUGUUUUCGGUACCUGAAAUGGGUUUACUCUGCAAUGUCGCCGAGUACUUUAACAAGAACCACAUCGAUUAUCACCCAGAAAUAUUAUUCUUGGAUGUCAAGAAUUCUGUCCAAAGCUGCCAUCCAAUAAUGCACAAAAUAGUUGCUCAAAACGUAGAAGAAUAUAUAAGACCGAAUACGGGUUUGAAGAAAUACUUUCAGCUCCUUCAAGAUUGUGGAAAAAAGUUGUUUCUCGUCACCAAUAGUCCAUUUCACUUUGUAAAUGCUGGCAUGGAGAUGCUCGUCGGCCACGACUGGAGGGAUUUCUUCGACGUGGUCAUCGUGAAUGCGAACAAACCGAAGUUCUUUACGGAAGUUUCACGGCCGAUCAGGGUGUUCGAUAAGAACGCGAACACACACAUAUGGGAGAAAGUGUCGUCAUUGGAGAAGGGAAUCAUUUAUUAUGAGGGUACAGUGAAACAGCUGCAGGAUCUCACAGGGUGGAGUGGGCAUCAGGUUUUGUACUUCGGAGACCAUCCUUACAGUGACCUGGCUGACGUCACGCUGGAGCACGGCUGGCGAACGGGCGCCAUCAUCAACGAACUUACGCACGAGAUAAACACAUUAAACACAAACACAUUCAAAGAGAACGCCAACUGGCUGCAAAUGCUUACGCAGCUGAUCGAGGACCACCAAGAUUAUAAGGAGCCCGAGGCGCUUGAAGUCAUCGAGAAAUGGAUGGCGGAGAGAGACUACCUCAGAAACGCGACCAAAUCCGUGUUCAAUCCACAGUUCGGGAGCGUGUUUCGUACAUAUCACAACCCGACGUACUUCUCGCGUCGUCUAUUCCGUUUCGCCGAUAUAUACACGUCAAAUAUAAGGAAUCUUCUCAACUACUCCUUAACCCACACCUUCUAUCCUCGCCGUGGUGUAAUGCCACACGAAUAUGGCUCUUAUUUCGUGUGA
This is a messenger RNA of Leptosia nina, 2856 nucleotides long. Lineage: Eukaryota; Metazoa; Arthropoda; Insecta; Lepidoptera; Pieridae. The record is from the annotation of a GenBank genome assembly.